Molecule: messenger RNA, 3933 nt
Organism: Truncatella angustata
Lineage: Eukaryota; Fungi; Ascomycota; Sordariomycetes; Amphisphaeriales; Sporocadaceae
Product: RNA dependent RNA polymerase-domain-containing protein
Exons: 2
Coding region: 1-3933 (1310 amino acids)
Biological process (GO): siRNA processing
Cellular component (GO): nuclear RNA-directed RNA polymerase complex
Molecular function (GO): RNA-directed RNA polymerase activity
Source: RefSeq, a predicted model, not a curated record
AUGCAACCAUUUACCCCGAAGAAGCAGGUCACUGCUGCCAACUCCUUCUCUUUCGCUCGCAGCACAAGUACCUCGUUCACGCAUGACUCUGCAGUGGAGGACUCUUUCCAAGAUCUGUCACAUAAAUACAAUCUGCAGUUGACAGUCCCAGAUAGGAAAAUCUUGGAACGAUCACCGCAGAAGCAACGAGAGUUAGCUGAGCAAGGUUUGGAAGAUCGAGAUGCAACCAUCUAUCGACGUUUUCGCAUUCAUUUUCGCACAAAGACACUGGACCUUGUCUUGAACACUUACGGCGAGCGUGUGAAGGUACUAUGCGAAAAAUGGGUGCGCAAACCUCGAGGAGAGCCAGAUGUCACACCUCGGAAAACGAUUUUGCCUAAGGCGACCAAUCCUUGGGAGCGGGAUGAGUUGAAGCGAUUGUUAGACCAAGUAUUACAGGAACACAGGCCAAAUGUAGCUGAGUCUCGAUUGACACUGAGAAGUGGUCGUGAGUUGCCUGCCUUGGACUUCAAGCAAUCAGGUAGGACAACCCGGUUUGGUACUGUCAAGCGCACUUCAAAUGAGUUUUCCGAAAAGAUUGGCAAGCGAGCGAAGAAUUCCGCCGGUGGUCAGCACGUGUCUGAUCAAACAUCUGGCUCUUCUAUGGGUGUGGGACGGGAUGAACGAAACUACUUUGACCUUUCUACCAAUGUCAGCCAGGAAACAGUUGUGUUCUCUGACCAUGGCCGCAGAGUUUCACAGGGAACACAAACCACGGUCGAAGCUAGCAGCCAGGAAAAAGCCAGGCGGCCACCUGCACAAUCACGCUCGUUCUCCGUCUCGUCCAGCUCGAUUCAGGCGCCGGAAGAAUCCUUUGACCAUGCCGAGAGCCAUCCACAGUUACAUGAAGACGUCCGACAAUUCCUCGAUAGUAGUUCUCCAUUACAUACAUACUCAGACUUUGGCAGUCUGCUUCCGGACCAUGAAUUAGUCCAGCUUGAGGACAGUUUUGCAGAGCCGGAUAUUACGGAGAUCAUGUCACCCGCUAUUUUGGAACUCGAGGAGCGACUACAAGCGUCCUGGCCUCGAACCCCUCCUGGACUUGCAAAAGCCCCCUUCCCCGUGCUGUGGGAGGUUUUACGAGUUCUCCUUCAUUGUAAAGUCGAGAUUAGUACGUUUGAGCUUGAAUACGAACAGUCUUGGACCAAUCAGAAUCAUCUAUGGCGUAUCCUUCACAAUGAUCCUUCGCUUGCUGGCAAAACGCUCCCUGAAAAGUCUAGCGCGGCUGCUUGGGAUGCUGCUCUAGCCAACUUUUAUGUCAAUAAUCAGGCUGUAAUUCUUGUUCUUGCUUUGACACCAGCAACGGGAAGUAGUGGAGCGUUCUUCCAGGUGCAGCUGCAUGCUUUGAAAAUUGACAACACGCACCGCCUUGCUCGCCGGUUCGGUCCCGAUCGGUUCAUCGAAAUGAUCGUACCUUCGAUUGAUCGACAAAACAUGUCUAUAUUAAAGACGUUUUCAGAGGAGACUAUCAACUACAUAAGGCGUUGGGUAUUCACUAAUGUUCACCCAAUGUCUGGCCGGUUUUGGAAGCCCUUUUUUGUUCGUUCUAUUCGUGAAGGGCCAAUUAAAAAGGCGGCAAAUAAGGGUGACUGGGUUGAACCUGGGCCCAAGCAACUCAUGAAAUAUCGUUUUUACCUAUUUGCUCAGGAUGGAAACGACUUCCAGGCGCCUAGUUUGCCGGGAUUCCCCGUCAAAAAUGAGCCAAUUGCAAGCCACACAAAAUCGAGUGUCACCAGCAUGAUCCGAUGGUUGCUUGAGCCGUCCGAGAACGCUGACCAGCCAAGUCUGAAGCUCUUCUCACGAAUCUCGUUGGGUCUGAGUCGAACGGAACCAACCAUAAUUUUAGAGAAGAGCCAACUUCGUCACGUGCCCCUCGACAUUCUGUCACCCACUGGGAAAGUGAUGAACGAUGGUAUUGGACGGAUGUCGCCAAAUCUUGCACGGCAGAUUCGCGAUUCUCUGUGUCUAACUGAAACGCCCGCUGGAUUUCAAGGUCGCAUUGGAAGUGCUAAAGGAUUUUGGAUCCUUGAUGUAUCGGACAGAAGCAAUGAUGUCUGGCUUGAGACAUACCCGUCCCAGCGGAAGUGGAAUUGCAACUUUAACGACGAAGACCAUCGAACUUUUGAGGUCAGCAGUUAUCCACAGCUUCCUGCAUCCGCCGGUUUAAAUACCCAAUUCCUGCCAAUUCUAAUGCAGCAGGCAUCAACAAAGCGCAAACGUGAAGCGCUAAAAGAAUAUCUCAGUGAUCUCUUAAUACAACUUCUCAACGAUGAGAUAGAAGCUCAGAGGAUCGCUAUGCAGGACCCUUUGUCCUGUUCAGCCUGGGUUGAUAGAAAUUCAACAUCGCGGCGCGUGGAGCGUCUCAAUGACAACCAAGUACCUCGCCUAGGCAGUAUGCCCCGACACGACGAAGAUCGAAUCCAAUUUUUCUUGGCCGCGGGAUUUAAUCCCCUGAAGCAGAAAAUGUUGUGGGAUAUGAUAUGGAAGCUCUGCAAAGACAAAUGCGAAGAAUUGAAAAAACGCAUUAAUAUAAAAGUGGGUCGAUCGAUAUAUGCGUACAUGGUCAUCGAUUUCGAGGGCAUUCUGGCAGAGGAUGAAGUCCAGGUCAGCUUUUCAUCAAAUUUCAAGGACGAACUCUCUGGUUUUUCUGAUACACUAUUGCAUGGCAUGGACAUACUCGUCGCCCGGUCGCCAGCUCAUUUCGUGAGUGACAUCCAGAAAGUCAGGGCUGUUUUCAAACCGGAACUAGGAGCACUCAAGGAUGUCAUCGUUUUCCCAAGCACGGGCAAUACGCCACUGGCCGACAAGCUCAGUGGCGGUGACUACGAUGGUGACAUGGCUUGGGUGUGUUGGGACCCUGAUAUUGUCAGCAAUUUUGACUCUGCACUGGUCCCAGAUGGUCCAGAUCUCGUUAAAGAAGGUUACCUUUCGAAACAGAAGGGAACUUACCGCGACCUCAUUGAAAAGCACCAAGGCAAAGCGACUCUGAAAUUCUUGGAAGAUGGAUUUGAUUUCAACAUGCAGCCCAGCUUCUUGGGGUUGUGCACUAUUUUCAAGGAGAAUCUUUGCUAUCAAAGGCAUUCAUACUCGGAUGCCACAGCAAUUCGCCUGAGCACAAUGCUUAGCAACCUUGUGGACCAAUCAAAACAAGGCAUUGUCUUGACCGCUAGCGACUUUUCCAAAUUCAAAAGAUCACUUCUCGGGAAGAAUGAGGCAGAACCUCCGCCGCCCAGAUACAAAGCAGACUCGUGGGCUCCCAAAGACCGACUAGCGCACAUAAUUGACUAUCUUAAGUUUAACGUGAUGAUACCUACCGUAGACGCUGAGUUGGACCGUCUUAGUAAGUCAACACAAGGCCAUAAGGCGGAACCUUGGGACGAGGAUUUGGCCUUCUACUGGCACUAUUUUAAUGACUUGCGAGUAAAAGGCAACAGGAGAAUUGGCCAUGGUAUGGAAGUCCUUCAAAACGACAUUGAGCAUUUCCAUCGCACCGUCGACGCGUUGCGGGCAAAUGAGGACCUCACUUUUGACGAGAAAGUAUGGAGGUCUUAUAAAGAAUUUCAACUCAUCAAGCCUCGGGGAUUUGCGGGGACAGUAGGCGAUGUCAUUACUGUGAGGCAUCCCGAGGCUCAACAACAUACGGAAUGGGAUCUUCUGAGAGCUUCGACAUACUACAAAUUUUAUUACUGGCGAUCCAACUUCAUAUGGUGGAUCAUUGGCUCUGAGUUGCAGGAAAUUAAAGCAAAAGCAUCACGUAUUGGUCCGAUCGUGAUGAUCAACGCGAGUACAUAUGCUGCAAUGAGGCACGAUCCAAAAUAUAUACGCACCCGCAACGCGAAACUUGAAGGUCUUCAAGAUCCAUUCCACGAAGAAAGGGAGCCAUGGGAGGAAUGA